AACAAACAACUCAUCUGAUCUACUAUCAAAGUCACACUUGAAACCUUCAAUCCAUAUCCACUUCAACAGCAACCCUUCACAUAAUCGCAAUCAAGAUGCAAUUCUCCAUCAUCUCCAUCGUCGCUGCGCUCGCCGCCACCACCACUGCCACAUACGUUCCCAUGAACGGAACUGCCACAUCUUCCGCAUACUACCCUACCGGCACCGGCGCUGCUCAACCUACUGGAGCCAGGCCAACCUCAACUCUCCCCUUCACUGGUGGAGCCUCAAACCUCGGCGGCUCAGCCCUCGGACUUAUCGUUGCUGGUGGUGUUGCUCUCAUGCUAUAGAUGUUGACAGCACGCUUGCUCGACUUUACACCUUCUUUCAACCACCCUUAAUCGAUUUGGGUUCAACAUUGGCGCAUAUGGUUACGGCGUUACUACGGCACCAAGGAUCUCGGGAUGAGAUUGUUAGCAUUUUCGGCGCAACAUACAAUCGGCAUAGACGGAUGCGUUCAGAUGUAUAGACUAAACUCGUGUAUAGCAAUGGUCGAGGCCUGGAAAUGGUCGACGGCUAACAGUCUAUGAAGAGACGAGGCAGAUACACUUACGGGAUAGCCAUCAGUACUCCCUGCAGAUGAUAACAUAAAUAAAUAAUGAAGAAGUCUACAUUUA
Alternaria rosae is the source of this 656-nucleotide messenger RNA. RefSeq lists its product as uncharacterized. The transcript is spliced from 2 exons. The record is from RefSeq and is a predicted model, not a curated record. Lineage: Eukaryota; Fungi; Ascomycota; Dothideomycetes; Pleosporales; Pleosporaceae. Bases 96 to 329 code for a protein of 77 amino acids.